AUGACGGUCUGCUUGAUUUCAGUCGCGUUGGCAACCGUUCUCCUCGUACCGAUCGCACUCCGGGCUUUGGCCCCGUAUCUGUGGAUGGAUGUGCUGUAUUUCGGGGAUCUGCUGCGGAUUUUAGUGAAGUUUGUGUCGAGGCGAAGGAAGAGACCUCUCUUCUUUGUUUUGGACCGCUUCUUGGAGCAGACCGCCGCGCAUCCACACAAGACCUUCGUGGCGUUUGAAGAUGAGAGCUACUCGUACACGUACACGGACAAGAGGAGCGACAAGACGGCCAACGCGCUGCGGGCUCAGCCCGGGUAUCGGGCCGGCGACACCGUGGCGCUUUUCAUGGGGAAUGAGCCCGCAUUCAUGUUCACGUGGCUGGCCCUGGCUAAAUUAGGCUCCCCCGUGGCUCUUCUCAAUCACAACAUCCGCACCAAGUCUCUGCUGCACUGCUUUAACUGCUGCAAGGCGACGGUGUUGAUCGCGGGCCCAGAGCUCAAGGAAGCGGUGGAGGACGUGCUGCCGUCACUGAAGCAGCAGGGCGUCACCGUCCUCCUGAUGACCAAACACUGUGACACACCUGGGAUCGAGAGCUUCUCUGAUAAAGUGGACGAGGCGUCAGACACUUCGCCCCCUCGCUCCCUCAGAUCACACAUCACGUUCAAAAGUCCUGCCGUUUACAUUUACACCUCUGGAACUACAGGUCUCCCGAAGGCGGCUGUGGUCAAUCAGAACCGCCUCUUAACCGCUCUGGCUGUUUUGUCUUCAAACGGAGUCACGUCCAGUGAUGUCAUCUACCUUAACCUGCCUCUGUACCACACAGCUGGAUUCAUCAUAGGCUUUAUCGGCGCCAUUGAGACGGGGUCAACUAUCAUUCUGAAGAGGAAGUUCUCUGCCUCACAGUUUUGGGACGACUGCAGGAAACACAGUGUGACUGUUGUGCAGUAUAUCGGAGAGGUGAUGCGUUACCUCUGUAGUACACCAAAGAAAGAAAAUGACAAGGACCAUAAAGUAAGACUGGCCAUUGGCAACGGGGUCCGAGCAGAGAUAUGGAGGGAGUUUCUCAAUCGCUUUGGGAACAUUCAGGUCCGAGAGUUUUACGCCUCCACAGAGGGAAAUGUGGGAUUUAUCAACUACGCAGGGAAAAUUGGAGCUAUCGGACGAGUUAACUUUUUUCAUCAGAAGCUGUUUCCCUUCACUCUCAUUAAGUACGACACAGAGCGAGAUGAACCGAUUCGAGAUGCUCACGGCCUCUGUGUGGAGUCGCCCAAAGGUGUGACCGGACUGCUGGUGUCGAAGAUCACCGACAUCGCUCCUUUCGUCGGCUACGCCCAGAACGAGGAGCAGACGGAAAGGAAAAGACUUCGUAAUGUUCUCAAGAAGGGAGAUCUCUACUUCAACAGCGGAGACCUCAUGAGGAUCGAUAAAGACAACUUCAUUUACUUUCAGGAUCGCGUAGGUGACACAUUCAGGUGGAAAGGUGAGAAUGUGGCCACGAACGAGGUGUCCGACAUCCUGACGCUCAGUGAUUGUCUCAGAGAGGCCAACGUCUAUGGAGUCCAAGUGCCAGGGCAUGAGGGCCGCAUUGGGAUGGCAGCUGUCACUGUGAAUGAAGGUGCCCAGUUUGAUGGAAGUACAAUAUAUAACCAUGUGGUUAACUACCUGCCUUCAUAUGCCCGACCUCGCUUCAUAAGAAUACAGAAUGCAGUGGAGGUGACGGGGACCUUCAAGCAGAUGAAAGUGAAGUUAGUGGAGGAGAGUUUCGAUCCAGGACGUAUCCAGGACCCUAUUUACAUCCUCGACGAUAAAGAGAAGAGUUACAUGGCGCUGACAGCUCAGGUGUACAGCUCCAUCGUAUCAGGAAUCUUCAGACUAUGA
Messenger RNA from Cyclopterus lumpus (lumpfish), 1866 nucleotides. Its product is annotated as very long-chain acyl-CoA synthetase-like. The transcript is spliced from 10 exons. The record is from RefSeq and is a predicted model, not a curated record. Gene Ontology annotation, molecular function: long-chain fatty acid transmembrane transporter activity; long-chain fatty acid-CoA ligase activity. The coding region runs from base 1 to 1866 and encodes 621 amino acids. NCBI's taxonomy places the organism in Eukaryota, Metazoa, Chordata, Actinopteri, Perciformes, Cyclopteridae.